This is a messenger RNA of Drosophila innubila, 6001 nucleotides long. RefSeq names its product transcription elongation factor SPT6 (gene Spt6). NCBI's taxonomy places the organism in Eukaryota, Metazoa, Arthropoda, Insecta, Diptera, Drosophilidae. Gene Ontology annotation, biological process: nucleosome organization; positive regulation of transcription elongation by RNA polymerase II; transcription elongation by RNA polymerase II. Bases 111 to 5804 code for a protein of 1897 amino acids. Gene Ontology annotation, cellular component: transcription elongation factor complex. The record is from RefSeq and is a predicted model, not a curated record. Gene Ontology annotation, molecular function: DNA binding; histone binding; nucleosome binding. The transcript is spliced from 7 exons.
UCUUGAUCUCAGAGUUUUUUUUUAUUGUGACAUUGCAAGCGACGUUUAUUGUGUGUUAAUUUUAGUUAAAUUCGUUUUUAGCAUAUAAUUUAGUUAUUUAAUUUAUUAGAAUGGCUGAAUUUCUUGAUUCCGAAGCCGCCGAAUCGGAGGAUGAGGAAGAAUUGGAUGUGCAUGAACGUAAAAAACUCAAAAAGUUAAAAGCCGCCGUAUCCGACAGCAGCGAGGAGGAAGAAGAUGAUGAAGAACGUUUGCGUGAGGAGCUCAAGGAUCUGAUUGAUGACAAUCCCAUUGAGGAGGAUGGCAGCGAGAAUGAUUCAGAUACGGGCAGCGGCGGUGACGAAGAAGGAAGCAGUGCUAAAAAGCGUAAAAAACAUGAGGAUGAUGAUCUGGACGAUCGCCUGGAAGAUGAUGAUUAUGAUUUAAUCGAAGAGAAUUUGGGCGUUAAAGUUGAACGACGAAAACGCUUUAAACGCCUGCGACGCAUUCAUGACAACGAAAGCGAUGGCGAGGAACAGCACGUGGAUGAGGGAUUGGCACGGGAACAAAUUGCCGAGCAGCUGUUCGAUGAGAACGAUGAUCAAAGCAUCGAGAGACGCAGCGAGCGCAGCAUUCGUGAGGCGGAUGCAUUUGAUGACGAGGACAGCGAAUCGGAUGCCGAUGAUUUUAUAGUCGAUGACAAUGGUCGUCCCAUAGCGGAGAAGAAGAAGAAACGCCGACCCAUCUUUACAGAUGCAUCCCUGCAGGAGGGUCAAGAUAUUUUUGGCGUUGACUUUGACUAUGAUGAUUUCUACAAACCCGAAGAGGAUGAAUACGAGGAGGAAUCCGAGGGCGAUGAGUAUGAUGAGGAUCUGUUGGGUGGCGAUGAUUUUCGUGCGGCGAAAAAGAAGAAAUCACCCAAAAAGAAGGCAACCAAAAAAACCAUAUUUGACAUUUAUGAGCCAAGUGAAUUGAAACGUGGCCAUUUUACGGAUUUGGAUAAUGAGAUACGUAAAACCGAUAUUCCGGAGCGUAUGCAAUUGCGUCAGGUGCCCGUAACGCCAGUGCCCGAGGGAUCCCAUGAGCUGGACGAUGAGGCCAAUUGGAUAUAUCGCUUUGCGUUCUGCAAACAAACCGUAUCCGAGCAGGAGAAAGCGGAUAAUCGUGAGAAGAUGCGUAAACCACCGACGGCAGUUAAUAAAAUUAAACAAACAUUGGAAUUUCUACGCAAUCAACAACUGGAGGUUCCAUUUAUAGCGUUUUAUCGCAAGGAAUAUGUGAAACCAGAGUUAAAUAUCGAUGAUCUCUGGAAGGUUUACUACUAUGACGAACGUUGGUGUCAACUCAAUGAGCGCAAACGUAAACUGAAGCAAUUGUUUGAGAAAAUGCGACAAUUUCAGCUGGAAACACUUUGUGAUGAUCCGGAUAAACCAUUGCCGGACGAUGUACGUCUGAUGUUGGACAGCGAUUUUGAGCGCUUAAAUGAUGUGCAGUCCAUGGAGGAACUGAAGGAUGUGCACAUGUAUUUUCUGCUCAACUAUUCACACGAGCUGCCCAAAAUGCAAACGGAAUUGCGGCGUAAACAGCUGCAGGAACGCCGUGAGGCACGUGCCCGCAAACAGGCAGCAAAUGCGGCAAAUAGCGAUGGUGAAGGCACUGCAGCCGAUGCCAUUGAACUGGCCGAUGAGGCGGCCGAGGAACUGGAGCUGGCUGCCGAGGAGCAAUUGAAACAGGCACCAAAUAGUAGUCCCUAUGCGGUAUUCCGUAAAGCAGGCAUCUGUGGCUUUGCCAAACAUGUGGGUUUGACGCCCGAACAAUUUGCCGAAAAUCUACGUGAUAAUUAUCAACGUAAUGAGGUGAAUCAGGAGAGUCUCAGUCCCACCGAGCUGGCCAAACAAUAUCUAUCGCCACGUUUCAUGACCGUGGAUGAAGUUCUACAUGCCGCCAAAUAUGUGGUUGCCCGGCAAUUGGCACAGGAGCCACUGUUGCGUAAAACCAUGCGGGAAGUGUAUUUCGAUCGAGCUAGACUUAAUAUACGACCCACCAAAAAUGGCAUGGUCUUGAUAGAUGAGAAUUCACCGGUGUAUUCCAUGAAAUAUGUGGCCAAGAAACCGGUGGGUGAUUUAUUUGGCGAUCAGUUCAUCAAAUUGCUGAUGGCCGAGGAGGAGAAACUGCUGGAGAUCACAUUUCUGGAUGAGUUUGAGGGCAAUGCCAAUGCGAAUGGACCGCCAGGAGAUUAUGUAACAGAGGCCACACAAUUGUAUCAUUUGGAUCAGUUUGCCAAGAAUGUCUUGGAGUGGAAUUCGCUGCGUGCCGAGUGCGUACAAUUGGCGCUUAAAAAGUGGGUAAUACCCGAUCUUAUCAAGGAGCUGCGUGCCACACUGCACGAGGAGGCGCAACAGUUUGUGUUGCGCUCCUGCAUUGCCAAGCUGUACAAAUGGCUGAAGGUGGCACCAUAUAAACCCGAAUUGCCGCAACAUCAUAACUCCGAGGAAUGGAGCACAUUGCGUGGCAUACGCGCCUUGGGCUUGGCCUAUGAUCCGGAUCAAUCGGUGGCGGCAUUUUGUGCCAUCUCCAGCGUGGAGGGUGACAUCUCCGAUUAUCUACGCUUGCCGAGCAUACUCAAGCGCAAGAAUUCGCAUAAUUCAGAGGAGAAGGCCCAAAAGAUUGCAGAUCUGCGUAAGCUGAGUGAUUUCAUCAAGAUGAAGAAACCACAUAUUAUCGUAAUUGGCGCCGAGUCACGAGAUGCACAAAUGAUACAGGCGGACAUACGUGAGAUACUCAAGGAGCUGGAAACCAAUGAGCAAUUUCCGCCCAUUGAGGUGGAAAUCAUUGACAAUGAGCUGGCCAAGAUCUAUGCCAACUCCAAGAAGGGUGAAGCGGACUUUAAAGAGUAUCCACCGCUGCUCAAACAGGCGGCAUCGUUGGCCCGCAAAAUGCAAGAUCCGCUCGUGGAAUACUCCCAAUUAUGCGAUGCGGAUGAUGAGAUCUUGUGUCUUCGCUAUCAUCCGCUGCAGGAGCGUGUGCCACGUGAACUAUUGCUGGAGCAGCUCAGCCUGGAGUUUAUCAAUCGCACCAGCGAGGUGGGAUUGGACAUUAAUCUGAUGGUACAGAAUUCGCGUACAGUGAAUCUGUUGCAAUACAUUUGUGGAUUGGGACCCAGGAAGGGACAGGCGCUGCUCAAGCUGCUCAAGCAGAGCAAUCAACGGCUGGAGAAUCGCACCCAGCUGGUCACGGUGUGUCAUCUGGGUCCCAAGGUGUUUAUCAAUUGCAGCGGUUUCAUCAAGAUCGAUACGAGUUCGCUGGGCGACAGCACCGAGGCAUAUGUGGAGGUCCUAGAUGGCUCCCGUGUGCAUCCGGAGACCUAUGAGUGGGCACGUAAAAUGGCCAUUGAUGCCAUGGAGUAUGAUGAUGAGGAAACGAAUCCAGCGGGUGCACUCGAAGAGAUCUUGGAGUCACCGGAGCGUCUCAAAGAUCUCGAUUUGGAUGCAUUCGCUGUGGAGCUGGAACGUCAGGGAUUUGGCAGCAAGAGCAUUACUUUAUAUGACAUCCGGAAUGAGCUGAGCAGUCUCUACAAGGAUUAUCGCUGUGCAUAUGUUAAGCCCAGUGCGGAGGAGCUAUUCGAUAUGUUGACCAAGGAGACGCCGGAUUCAUUUUAUGUGGGCAAAUGUGUUACGGCCAUGGUUACGGGUUUCACCUAUCGACGUCCGCAGGGCGAUCAGCUGGACAAUGCGAAUCCAGUGAGAAUUGAAGAAUCCGGCAGCUGGCAAUGUCCAUUCUGUCACAAGGAUGAUUUCCCAGAGCUAUCGGAUGUUUGGAAUCAUUUCGAUGAUAACAAUUGUCCGGGUCAAGCGUCCGGCGUGCGUUGCCGACUGGAGAAUGGUCUGCCCGGAUUUAUACACAUAAAGAAUCUAUCGGAUAAACAGGUGCGCAAUCCGGAGGAGCGUGUCCGUGUUGCCCAAAUGAUUCAUGUGCGCAUUAUUAAGAUCGACAUUGAUCGCUUUUCCGUGGACUGCAGCUCCAAGUCGGCGGAUUUGAAGGAUGUGAACAAUGAGUGGCGACCACGACGCGAUGCCUUCUAUGAUUUCGUCACGGAGGAGCUGGACAAUCGCAAGGUGACGGACGCCAAGGCCAAGGCAAUGAAACGGAAGACGUACGCCCGUCGUGUCAUCGCCCAUCCGAGUUUCUUUAACAAAUCCUAUGCGGAGGUCAUUGCCAUGCUCGCCGAGGCGGAUCAGGGUGAGGUGGCGCUGCGUCCGAGCAGCAAGUCCAAGGAUCACCUAACCGCCACCUGGAAGGUAGCCGAUGACAUAUUCCAGCACAUCGAUGUGCGCGAGGAGGGCAAAGAGAAUGAAUAUAGUCUGGGUCGCAGUCUCUGGAUUGGCACCGAGGAAUUCGAAGAUCUGGACGAGAUCAUCGCCCGCCAUAUUAAUCCCAUGGCGGUGGCAGCACGCGAACUCCUGCAAUACAAAUACUACAAGCCAAAUACGGCGCCGGCGAAUGUCAAUGAACGGGAUUUCAUGGAGCAACUGUUGCGCGAUGAGAAGACCAAGGAUCCCAAAAAGAUACACUAUUUCUUUAGUGCAUCCAAGAGUAUGCCGGGCAAGUUUCUACUCUCCUAUUUGCCCAAGACAAAGGUGCGGCAUGAGUAUGUGACGGUGAUGCCGGAAGGUUAUCGUUUCCGUGGACAGAUCUUUGAUUCCGUGAGCAGUCUGUUGCGCUGGUUCAAGGAGCAUUGGCUGGAUCCCACAGCGGGCAUGAUGUCCAACAGUGGCUUGAGCAGUACACCCUCCAGCAAUACGCCCACAAAUCAUGGGCAUGCCCAUGGACAUGGACAUGGCAUGAUGCGACCACCUACCACAGCGUCGCUAAGUUCGCUGAGUGCUGGCGGGGGCGAGGGCAGAGGUGAUGGAAGAGGAGCAGCAGGUGGUGGUGGUGGCGCCUUUAGCAGCGCCGGCAGCAUCUCGGGCGGCACACCGCGCAGCGGCAUCAGCAGCAGCGAUAUACGCAGCUCCAGCGCUUACUCUGUAACGCAUUCCAUUGCUGGCUAUGGUGGAGGUGGUGGAGGAGCUGGUGGAGGAACGGGAGGCGGCGCUUCCUCGGCACAUUAUGGCAGCGGCAGCACGCCCACAUUUGGUGCACACAUCAAUACGCCGUAUACGCCGAGCGGCCAGACACCGUUCAUGACACCAUACACACCACAUGGCACACAGACGCCACGUUACGGCCACAAUGUGCCCAGUCCCAGCUCACAGUCAUCCAGCAGUCAGCGGCAUCAUUAUGGUGGCACGCCACGUUACUAUGACAUGCCGGGUGCGUAUAAUAAUGCGGCCAAUUUGCCACAUCAUCAGCAGCAUGCGCACCAUCAGCAGCAGCAGCAGCAACAUCAUGCACAUCAGCAACAUCAUCAGCAGCAACACCACCAGCAGCAACACCAUCAGCAACAGCAACGUGCCAAAGAGAACCUCGACUGGCAGCUGGCCAAUGAUUCCUGGGCACGACGAAAACCCACACAGCAACAACAACAACAAGCACCAGCACAACAACAACAACAGCAAUCUGGUCUAAGCAUGUCUGGUUUUGGCGCCGGUUCCACGCCCACCAAUGAGUAUCACACAAGCAGUGGAAGUCGCAAUGUUGCCGCUGGAGCAGCAGCAGCAGCAGCCACCGGUGGGGCAGCAACCGGCGUGCAGCAGCAGCAACAACAACUAAAACACAAGUGGCAGUGUUUGUUGGUGUCGGCAGAGAGAGCAAGUUCGCGUAUGUGUGCGUGUCUGUGUGUGUGUGAGAGAGCAAAAAACAUUCACAACAAUUUGAUAACUAAAUAAAAAACAACAAAAAGAAAAGAACGUAACAAAAGAGUGCAGAGUGCAAAGCAAAGCGUGCCACAAAUAACAAGCAGCGAGCAGUGGCAGAGGCUGUGGCACAGGCAGCGACUGUGGCAGAGGCGUAGGCGUCGUCGUCGUAGGUUAAACGCCGUUCUUCGUUCUCUCCUCGCACUAGCAGCAAUUAACUGUUCAACAAA